AUGACAAAACUCACGCUACUCUGUGGCAAAUGUGUUCAACUGGCCGCUAGACGACUAGUUUUUAUUGAGCGCCGAGUUUCCUCUAGUCAUGUGUACAGACCAAGCGUAGUUGUUUAUCGAACAAUUGGACACACCACAACACAAACAACCACACAAUUUUCCUUUUUCUCCUCAACUCCACAAUCCUCCAGCACAUCGUAUGAUGCCACAGAUAAAAAUUCUCUUUCAAAAACAACCAAAUAUGUAACCAUGGUAACUUCCAGCGAUGGUCUGUCCUUGACCAAACCUUUUUUGUUCUUAUAA
Necator americanus (New World hookworm) is the source of this 303-nucleotide messenger RNA. RefSeq lists its product as uncharacterized. The record is from RefSeq and is a predicted model, not a curated record. Lineage: Eukaryota; Metazoa; Nematoda; Chromadorea; Rhabditida; Ancylostomatidae. The coding region runs from base 1 to 303 and encodes 100 amino acids. The transcript has 3 exons.